AUUAUUCCUUCCGUCUUUGUAUGUUAUGUGUACAAAUGGCGGCUACUUUUCUUGCUAAGCAUAAGCAAUUAUUGUAUUCAAAUAAACAUAAACUCUGUGAGAUGGAUACGCACAAUGUGGAAGUAUAGUGUUACAUUGUAAUAUAAAAGUGUUCCUUUGUUCUAAUCAAACUAAUAAUAAACUAAACCAUGGAAAACCAUAAUAUGCACGAAGUUCCAAUACUGAAUCAGCAUGAUGUACCGAUAUUAAAUACACAUAUGAAUUCAAUGGUAAUUCCCCAACAACAACCGCAGCAGCAACAGAACCAUCAGCAACAGAACCACCAGCAACCACCACAACAAAACCUCCAACAACAAAACCAUCAACAACCGCCUAACAACCAAAUAAACCAUCAACAACCGAUUCCUGAAGCACCAACAGUCACCGAUGACCUAAAGCCUAAGUUAGAAAAGAAGAAAAAGGAAGCAAUAGAUGGACAAGCGAGAGAAAUAAUUUAUAAAGUAAUAAAGUUCUUUGAAAGUGAGAAACAAAAUAGAGGUUAUGCAUAUCCUGUAGAUAAUGUUGUUAAACGGGCCUGCGCUGCUACUGGCUUAUCAGAGAGCACAAUAAAAAGAAUAAAAAGGGACGGUUUGCGCGCAGAGGCGACACACACUAAAAUGACGGGACCUAAAAAGAAAAGAGUAAGGAAAACCAAAGUACAGUUAGAUUAUUUCCAAUUAUGCGCUUUAAGAGGCAUCGUAAAUAGUUACAGCAGUAGAAAGGAAGUACCUACAUUAGGUAAGAUAUUGGCUGCUGCGAAACAUGAAUUAAAUUACAGAGGAGGUAAGGAAUCUCUUAGAUUGAUAUUAUUGAACAAACUGGGUAUUAAAUUUAAGAAAUGCGAAAAGAAAAACAAGAAACCUCCGGAACAAAAUGUAUUACCAAUGCAACAGUUACCAAAUGUGAUACAUCCGCCUAUGCAGCAAGUAAAACCAGUUGAAAACCAGUAUAUGUAUAAUAAUAUGUUGCCUCAAGUACCACCAGUGUCAUAUUAACUAUGUUGGUACACCAGAUGGAAUAAACAAUAUUGUAAAAUUGACUAAACAUAGGCCCUACAUUGUAGGGAGAAAUGAACGAAACGAAACCCUGUAGGAAUCAAAUUGACUAGAUCUUAUUUUGUCAACAAAUUAAUCAUAAAAUGCAAAGGCUUGAAAACUGGUGAUGAAAAUGGACAACCAGAGUUAUAUCUUACUUAAUAUUGAAAGUAAUGUAAAACAAUCGAAGGUUGAAACCAAUAAUGGUGAUCACCAACAACAUCAAAGGGUUAAAACUCUUCAGGGUAGGCUAGAGUCUGCCCAUGACCUAGACAAGGAGUUGCAGAGAAUCCCAAACAACUCACAAUGGUUGAAAUAUUAAGGGGUGGUCAAUUGAUUCAACUGGUUUGUUGAAUUCUUAUCUUUAUUUUGUCACAUUCUUGUUUGUUCUAUUAACAAUAUAGCUAAACUUUGUUGGUAAGCUAUAUAAAUAAUGUUUUAAGAAUA
Molecule: messenger RNA, 1520 nt
Organism: Papilio polytes (common Mormon)
Lineage: Eukaryota; Metazoa; Arthropoda; Insecta; Lepidoptera; Papilionidae
Exons: 1
Coding region: 189-1034 (281 amino acids)
Biological process (GO): regulation of transcription by RNA polymerase II
Cellular component (GO): mediator complex
Molecular function (GO): transcription coactivator activity
Source: RefSeq, a predicted model, not a curated record